Talaromyces amestolkiae is the source of this 738-nucleotide messenger RNA. RefSeq lists its product as uncharacterized. Bases 1 to 738 code for a protein of 245 amino acids. The transcript has a single exon. NCBI's taxonomy places the organism in Eukaryota, Fungi, Ascomycota, Eurotiomycetes, Eurotiales, Trichocomaceae. The record is from RefSeq and is a predicted model, not a curated record.
AUGCAGUACAGACUCAUCCUUGCUUCAGCCCUACUCACCACGGCCUACGCCGUUCCUCACCCGGAAAUCACACAAGCACCUGCCGUCCCUCAACGACGAGACUUGUGGGACCAAAUCGGCAGCGACUUUGGCGCCGUGGGCACCGACAUUGGAAAUGCCUUCAGCGAUCUUGGUGGACAAUUAGGUUCCGAUUUUGGCAGCAUCGGGGGUUCAAUCACUUCUGGCUGGGACUCCUUCACCCACUUAAUCGCUACACAUACUAGCGCGGCAGCAUCAGACUACAGCAAAUGGGCCAGCGACGCUUCCAGUCUUGCCAGCGAUGCCCAUGUACAAGCCACUUCGUGGGCUGCCGUAGCCGCAACUGAGACAAAUAGUGCUUCUGCCUCAAUCGCAUCUCAAUUUGCUUCAGAUGCCUCAAUUAUUGCAGACAAUGAGAGCAGUGCCGCUUCAUCUUUGGCGUCGCUUGCUUCCAACACCGGCGCCGUUGUCACAGGUACUUCUACUGUGACGGGCGCCACUACCCUGACCAACUCCGCUGGUUCUGCUACUUCUACCAGCUCUUUCACUUCGACUCAGACCGGGACUACUACUACUGCUACCUCCACUUCGACUCACUCUGGGGCUACUGCUGCCUCUACUUCUACUUUCACUGGUGCCGCUGCUGCAGCCCCCACUGGGUUGGGUAUGGGACUUGCUGGCAUUGCCGGUCUUGUCGGUGUUGUUGCCGUUGCUUUGUAA